AUGGUGGCAGACGAAUGCGGGAAUUUUCACUGUCAUGACACGAAAAACCCACGAGGAUCUGGUGACAUCCAGGCCCGACCCCCAUCGCCGGUCCUCACUCGGUUGCCAGUCCUCGCUCGGUCGCCGGUCCUCGCUCGGUCGCCGGUCCUCACCGAGUUGCCCUUUUGCCUCGCCUCGUUCCUCGUCGGGAUGGACGUCCUGCUCUCCCUCUUCUCACUUCUCCUCCUCGGCUGGAAGGCGCAAGGAAAAGCCGAGCAGCUGGUGGAACUCAUCGGCUCGGACUCGACGGGAUCCCCCCCCACCGGCACGGAAUUCCCCCCGACCGGCACGGAACUGCCGGAAUUCCCCCCGACCCACGGCGACAACUGCACCGACCGGGCCAGGAGCAUCUUCGACUCCUGGAGUCCCCGGAACGCCAAGAUCGUCGGGGGAUCCGUCGCUCCCUACGGCCAAUAUCCCUGGCAGGCCGAGAUCCUCCUCUACAGCCGCUCGGAGAAGCGCUGGAAGCACCACUGCGGCGGCGCCGUCAUCACCCCCCGCCACAUCCUCACCGUCGCCCACUGCCUCCGUCAUUCCUCGGACCAAUACUACCGCGUCCGCGUCGGGGAAUACCGGCUCCACGCCUCCGACCCCCACGAGCAGACCGUCAAGGUUCAGGCUCGCGUCAUGCAUCCGAGAUACCGCGUCGGGGGGCCCUACAGCAACGACAUCGGGAUGAUUUUGCUGUCGGAGCCAGGCCUCGCCUUCAACAGCCACGUCGGAUCCAUCUGCCUCCCGGAGGGGACGGAGGAAUACCUGCCGGGGACUCAGUGCGUCGUCACCGGAUGGGGACUCAGAGACCCUGAGGACUCGCGGAGUCUCUCGCGGACCCUGCAGAUGGCGCCGGUGCCGCUCAUCUCCCAGCGGAAGUGCCGCGAGCCGGAGGUGUAUGGGCUCAGGAGCCAGCGGAUCACGGACGGGAUGGUCUGCGCGGGGUACAUGCAGGGGGGCGUGGACGCGUGCGGGGGGGACAGCGGGGGUCCCCUCGCCUGCCUCGUGGGGCGGCAAGUGAGACUGGUCGGACUCGUGUCGUGGGGAGACGGCUGCGCCCAGACGAACCGGCCCGGAGUCUACACCAAAGUGGGACACUACCUCCCCUGGAUCCAGGAAACGAUCGACGCCCUGUGAUAUGUGAUACGUUAGCACCUCGCGUUCGCGGUGGGCCUUGAGGCGUGGGUACUCGCUUGUGAUAAUUUGGAACACGACCGUCCUUCCAGAAUGAGCUUUCCGUCCUUCAUUUUGAAUCACCGAUGACGCGUACAAGCUUGCUCUAUCUGGUACGAUCCGCUGGGGUCUGUCGAAAAUUACGAUCUGAACCUUUACUCCUAAAAAAAAAUAUCUGGCAUUACUGAUGAAUCGGCUCGGAUGGACGAGGUAAAUAUUUGUCCAGAUCUCUGAAGGAAUGCUUCAUUUUUCGUCGCGAUUCAUUUCUAACCGAUUAGGAAAUGUAUGACCCGAUGCCACCGUAAACCCUCAUAAGACAUGUACCCUGGAAGGGAUUCUUGCAUUUUGCAUUUUCUUUCCUUGUUUUUUUUUUGGACGCGUUUUCACACGAUUCUCACUCUGAUUCGCGACAAACGGUUUUCUUCCGUCAACAUCAACUGCCGAUCACCUCGACGAUUCGGGGCCGAAUAGUCUCAGGAAACCACAUUUCAUGAUUUAUUGC
This is a messenger RNA of Darwinula stevensoni, 1705 nucleotides long. The record is from the annotation of a GenBank genome assembly. NCBI's taxonomy places the organism in Eukaryota, Metazoa, Arthropoda, Ostracoda, Podocopida, Darwinulidae.